AAAAAAUAAAUUGUAUUUGAAUGUUGAGAGGUCUUGCAAAUAAGGGACAUGGCACUUCCUGGCUUGUACAGUAUCUUUUUCUUUUUUUUUGGUCUAUGAGAGUUAUAAAGGACAUAUCCUGACCAAAUGCUCUGUAUUUACCGAGGUAACUAAAACACCGCUCCUCACAUGCAUGGAGCAGCGUGCGUGCGGGUGUGUUUUUGCGCGCGUGUGUGCAGGGCGGUGCAGCAGCAGAGAGACAACCCCCGGCUGCCAGCUGGUUCAAGAUGAGCUGUUAUUCGUGGUGACCGGCAGUUGUUUUUGUUUAAAGUGGAGGGUUUGGAGCUUUGUUUUUAUGUCUAAUAGCACAACAAUAUCCAAAAGACACACUUUUUUAAUCCCGGAAACUUGACUGCGGCUGCAGGAGCUAACUCACCUGGAUCCGUAAUGGAGCGGCAGAGAGUUAGCAUGAUUGAACACUUUAAUUGUAGGAAAUAAUUAUUGAAUGCGCUGUCUGCUCGUCCUGUUUUUUUUUAACACUUUGUGCAUCCUCUGAGCUGAGUCAUGGUUGGUGGAGGAUCUGCUGAUCUGGCUCCGUCAGUCGCUGUCAAAAUCUUCUCCGCCGGAGCAGCUGGCUGUGUGGCCGACCUGGUCACCUUCCCUCUAGACACAGCCAAAGUGCGACUGCAGAUUCAAGGUGAAUCUACGCCCUCAUUGAAAGGCCAGAGGAUGAAAUUCCGAGGUGUGUUCGGCACCAUCUUCACCAUGGUGAAGACCGAGGGCCCCAGGAGCCUGUACAGCGGUCUGGUGGCAGGCCUGCACCGACAGAUGAGCUUCGCCUCCGUACGCAUCGGCCUGUACGACAGCAUGAAGCAGUUCUACAGCAGAGGCUCAGAAAGUAUGUUUCCAAGUGUUAACAGACGGUCAACCAAUCAGUGCAGCUCUUUCCAUCACUUAUUCUGGCCUGCAGUUGCAAACAAAAAUGAUUUCUGGGAUCACCUUCAAGAUGCUUUUGUGCAGGGGUGCUCAAACUGUUUUAUUAAAGGUCCACUUGUGAAUUUUAUACAAGGUCCGGAUAAAUGCCAGUAAAGUCGAGUAAAAUUAUUUUUGAUAUGAAAUACUCCAAAUCUCCAC
Messenger RNA from Notothenia coriiceps (black rockcod), 1113 nucleotides. RefSeq names its product mitochondrial uncoupling protein 2-like. NCBI's taxonomy places the organism in Eukaryota, Metazoa, Chordata, Actinopteri, Perciformes, Nototheniidae. Bases 544 to 1068 code for a protein of 174 amino acids. The transcript has 2 exons. The record is from RefSeq and is a predicted model, not a curated record. Gene Ontology annotation, biological process: transmembrane transport.